Molecule: messenger RNA, 1326 nt
Organism: Lycium barbarum (goji berry)
Lineage: Eukaryota; Viridiplantae; Streptophyta; Magnoliopsida; Solanales; Solanaceae
Exons: 5
Coding region: 63-1187 (374 amino acids)
Source: RefSeq, a predicted model, not a curated record
AUCUUCCACAAAACACCAAAUUCUCACUGCUCAUUCUCUCAUUUUUAUACAUUUUUUUUCUAAUGGCUGUGAAUCAAAGUGGCAAAAAAGUAAGUGCUGCUUCUGCUAGAGCUCACACUAAAAAAACCAAGAAAAAUACCCCAUUUUUCCUUUCUUCAAUUAUGAUUGCACAAAUAGCAGUAGCAACAACAGUUGGGGUGCUGGGAUGGGCUUAUUUGGCAUUACUUAAGCCUCCCCCUCCAAAAGUUUGCGGCUCUCCGGGUGGUCCUCCAGUGACUUCGCCAAGGGUCCAACUCAGUGAUGGGAGACAUUUAGCCUACAAAGAGGGAGGCGUUGCCAAGGAGAAGGCAAAGUACAAGCUCAUUAUUGUUCAUGGCUUUGAUAGUUCCAAAGACUUGACAUUACCUAUUUCCCAAGACCUAAUACAAGAGCUCCAGAUAUAUAUCCUACAAUAUGAUCGUGCUGGUUAUGGAGAGAGUGAUCCACAUCCAAAACGCUCAGUAAAGAGUGAAUCAUUCGACAUUGAGGAGCUAGCUGAUAAGUUGCAACUUGGGCCCAAGUUUUAUCUGCUUGGCGUGUCCAUGGGAGCCUAUCCUCUAUGGAGUUGCCUAAAGUAUAUACCUAAUAGGCUGGCCGGAGUUUCCCUUGUUGUUCCGUUUGUAAAUUAUUGGUGGUCCUGUUAUCCUCCGAAACUAGCGAAAGAAGGUCUAGGGAAGAUGCUUGCACAAGAUCAACGAACAUUUCGAAUUGUGCAUUAUGCUCCAUGGUUGGUUCAUUGGUGGAUGAACCAAAAGUGGUUCCGUGCUUUAAGUAUUACGGAAGGGAACAUGGCGAUAUUUAGUCCUCCAGAUCUAGAAAUGGUGAAACAGUUAUCCGCUGCCCCUAGUCUUGGUCAGGAAAAGAUACGACAGCAGGGCGAGUUUGAAUGUUUGUAUCGGGACAUGAUAAUUGCUUUCGCAAACUGGGACUUUGCUCCAACGGAAAUCAAAAAUCCUUUUCCAGAUAACGAGGGUUCGGUCCAUCUUUGGCAAGGGCAUGAUGACAGAAUUAUUCCGCGCGAACUCAAUCGUUAUCUAGCAGAGAAGAUUCCUUGGAUUCAAUAUCAUGAGGUUCCUAAUGCUGGUCAUUUGUUAAUCUACAAUGCUAGUUGUUGUGAAACCAUCUUAAGGAAACUUUUCACUGGUUGAAUGACAAAAUGUAUGAUGUAAAGUUAGUAUCAUGUAUUUGUAGUUAUGAUGCUACAUAAGUUAGUGAUUGUAAACUUAAGCGAUAGUUAUGAACUUCAUUAGCUUUGUGUAAUAAAGCCGAGGUCAAAGUUUUCCACUA